Molecule: messenger RNA, 2433 nt
Organism: Caenorhabditis bovis
Lineage: Eukaryota; Metazoa; Nematoda; Chromadorea; Rhabditida; Rhabditidae
Source: the annotation of a GenBank genome assembly
AUGAAUGAGAUCGUCGUUCCUAUUAGUGUACAAAACAUUCUAGAUGCAACUAUUUUAAGAUUAAAUUUAUGGUCUGUGAAGAUUUUACGCAAUGGAGCUGUUGUUGAAGGAUUCCAAAUGAACGAGACAGGCACAAUGAUGAUCAAAGUGACCUCGGAAAUCAUUUUGCGACGAAUGACGAAUAAUAUGGUGGUCGAUGUUUCAGGAAAAUUUUUUGAACUUAUUGGGCAAAUUGAUAGAAAUUUUCAAACAAAGAAUGGAAUGCCAAAAGAAAUUAUUGACGAAUUUAUCAAUGGAUUUCCCAAUAAUUGGGAAAAUCUUUUAAUGAAAUGUCCACGCCCUCAACACGAGGCUACUGUUCAAACAGUUUAUCAAGGAAAUAAUUCUGUACAAAGAGUUCGUCAAGAAAGCGACAAACCGUUUGUAACGAUGCCCGAGGAUGUUUCCGAUGUGCGAGAAAAGGAUAGUCGAAAUAAUACCGAACGUGAAGAUCAUGAAGCUUCAUCUUCGAUUAGUAAGCGGCAAUCGGAUAACAGGCAAGAUGAUGAGGACGAGGGCAGAAAUUGCAUGAAACAACGAGAUCCCGACUGUACUUUGAGGGCACCGGAAGCUAUUAUGGGUGCUGUCACUCCCGUUGCAUGGUCUCGAAAUAAAAAAGAAGACACACACGUUCGACAGCUGCAUGUUUUUGAUUCAACCCCAAUACGGAGUACACCCAAAAAUCGUGAACCAAUACGUGUUUCUGAGUUUGCGAUACCCGAUUUGCCGCAAAGACGGGUCCCAUCACCAUUGGCGCCGCGGGAAGAGCGAAGAUUCGAUUCCGACGAUGUUGUCGAUGAAUUGGGAGAAUUUUUCGGAAAAUUGGAAAAGACCCCAAAAAUUGCAACAAGACGUCUACCGGACAUGCGCGAAAAAUCUCCCGAAUAUUUUAAUCGAAGACGAAACGAAACGAGGCAUUCAAGAGAUGAAUAUGAUUAUGAUGAUUAUAGAGGAUAUAUGAAGAAGAGACCGCGCUACGAAAAUAGGUAUGAAGAAGACGAGAAUACGAGAUAUCGAGUGAACUCAUCAAGAGCUUCUAGUCGAUAUUAUGACGAUUAUAAUGAUAGAAGAAAGCCUUUUGAUUAUCACCGGCACUCGGAUUAUUCCAGAAGUUCUGCUUAUUCGAGUAGAUAUGAACCGGAUGAUUUCGAUAGGAGAAGUCGCUACACUUCGCGAUACGAAUAUGAUCAAGUAGAGGAGAAUCGUCGAAGACAACGACAAAUCGAAGAGAAACUUCGACGAAAGGAUAAAACUUUCGCGCACGAAAAAUCGAUGAAUCGAACUUACAAGUCGAGAAAAUCGGCACGAUCGAGAUCUGAUUCGGAGUCAGAUGACGAAGACGACGUAGAACGAGAAUUGGCGAAGAAAUGGGCGCAAGAAAAUGAAAUGAAUGAUUCGAUUGAUGAAAGAGUUGAAAGACGGCCAAAACGGGCGAAGCGUGAACCUGAGGUCGCGAAAAAGACGAAACCCGCAAAGAAAUCGGCGAAGAAGCGAGAAGAAACACCGGAACUCAAUGAGAGUUUGGCUAAGAAUCGGCCGAAACGAUCAACUGCGACACCUUUAUCGGCGUAUGCUCCACCAAAGGUGAUCAAAUGGGCAAAAAGAGAAGUGGAUAAGCUGAAACGAAUUCUUGAAAUGAAGAAGCCUUCUGGUAGUGAUGAGGACUGGAAUGAAGUUCUUCGGCUUUUGGGAAAAGACGGAAUUUCGAUCGAAGAGGCCAAAAAGUGUGCGACGAAUCGGCUGAAAUGGAAAGAGCCCGAACGAGAUGAAAAAGAAGAAAAGAAACGCAUCGAAGAGGAAAAAUUGGAAGAGGAAAAACGUCGGCGAGGUGUAGCGGCGGCGGUUAAAGAAAGUGUGAGAAUGCGAGAUGAAAUGAUGGAAGGCGAAUUACGAAAAGACCUUCUGACUGGAUCUGUUGAGGCGUUCGAUGACAUCGAUGCCGGCGACAUCUCUGCAGAUGAGUCGUUGCUCGGCGCUGGCACACCGCUUCGGAUGAUAGAAGAGAAGAGAGGAAAAGGUGGAAAACGCAGAACAUUGGUUCCAGAACCUGUUGAGGAUUCGCCGCUUUGUGUCUCACGACGAUCAUCAGCUUCAAAAUCUCCGAGAAAUGAUGCGGCCGCAAUGAAGGAAUUGGAAACGACAAUACGAUAUGUUCAGAAUUUGACAACGAUGAGUGGGCGGCCUUCUUCUAGGGCCAACAAAUCAUAUCUUAACGAUACACGAAACAAAUCGAGGACGAAGAAGGCGGAUAUUUCGAUUGACCAGGGAGCUGAAAAAGUGAUGAAAAUGCUUCGGAAAGCAAGAAGAAAUGAGGAUAGCGACGAAGACAUGGAUAUCAUUCCCGAAGAAGACGAAGAAGAUGAAGAGAAUGAUAUUUUGCUCGCUGGAUACUAA